Messenger RNA from Phaedon cochleariae (mustard beetle), 1578 nucleotides. NCBI's taxonomy places the organism in Eukaryota, Metazoa, Arthropoda, Insecta, Coleoptera, Chrysomelidae. The record is from the annotation of a GenBank genome assembly.
AUGGUGACAGAAACUUUCACUCUGAUACCUGGAAUAGGGUGCAAUGUUGGAGACAGAAUUGAAUGUGGGGGCCACUUUGGAACAAUCAAGUAUAUAGGGCCUGUUGAUGGCCAUCAUGGCAUUUGGUUAGGAGUAGAUUGGGAUGAGCAAGAAAGAGGAAAACAUAAUGGGACAAUAAAUGGAAAGCACUAUUUUGACACAAGAUACUCUACAUCUGGGUCAUUUUUGAGAAAAGAGAAAGUCAAAUCUGGAAGAUGUUUGAUUGAAGCCAUUAAAGCAAGAUAUGGUUUCAAAGAAAGUGAAACAACAGCAAAGAAAAACAGAGAGGAAAUGAUGAAAUUCCAGCAACAAAUAAAUGCACCUUUUCUAGAAUUUGUAGGGUUUGAAAAGGUGGCAAAUAAACAAAGGGAGUUUAGAUUUUUAGAAGUGGUUAAUGUUCGACUUGAAAAUAUUAAUUCAGCUGGGUCUCCAUAUGAAUUAGGACAAUUGUUUCCUAAUAUACGUGAAAUUGAUUUGUCUAAAAACUUGCUAUCAUCUUGGAAUGAGAUUUUCACUAUUUGUUCUCAAUUCAAGCGCUUAUAUUGGUUAAAUGUCAGUGAAAAUAUUUUGGAGCUGCCUGAAAACUUGGAAAAAUAUACAUUUCCAAAUAUAUCAAUAUUAGUCUGUGGAUACAUGAACCUAACCUGGCAAGACAUUAACAAGUUAUCAAAAAUUUUCCCUAAUGUAGAAGAGCUAAGGGUGCCUUUUAAUAAUAUAUCUGAUCUAUCAACUCCCUCAGAUCAUAAUUUCAUAAAGUUGAAAUAUUUGGAUCUGGAAGGUAAUGAUAUUAAACUUUGGUCAGAAAUUGAAAAGCUGUCUGUGAUAAAAGAAUUGGACCAUUUGACAAUUGAGAAUAUUGGACUGAAUGAAAUUUGCUUCAAGGAAAAUUCAAUACCAAUUAAUGAGUUCAAAAAUCUCAGGAAUCUCAAUAUAAGCCAUAAUACAAUUGUUGAGUGGAGGUCUAUAGCAGAACUGAAUAAAUUAGAAAAACUAGAGCACCUCAGGUUCACUAAGAACCCAAUAUUGGAAAGUGAGAACUUUGCUACUAGAGAGCAAAUUAUAAUAGCAAAAAUUAAGAAUUUGAAAUCUUUGAGUGGACGCAUAAUUUUGGAAGAAGAAAGAAGAGGAGCAGAAUAUGAUUAUGUUAAAAAGUAUGCUCUCAUUUGGUUAAAACUCCAAACCACUGAAGAAAAAGAAACCUUUGUAUUGGAACAUAACAGAUUUUUAGAGCUGAUAGGCAAAUAUGGUUUACCAGAUGAAUCGGAGUUAGUCAUUCAACCAAACAUUAUCAACAGUUCCUUGAUCAACUUGAAUAUCAGCUACAAUGGACAAAUAAUCACAAAAAAAUUGCCGCCCUCCAUUUUGAUCCAGAAGAUAGUGAUGAUGGUCCAGAAAUUAUUCAAAUUGCAAGAUCGUCCCAUUUUGACCUACGUCAGUGGAUCAAAAAGUCAUAUAAGGAUUGAUUUGAUUGAUGAUAUGAAGGAGUUGGGAUAUUAUUCUAUUCAAGAAGGAGAUAUGAUUAUUGUGAAUAUGGCUUAA